AUGCCUCCACCGCCAUCACCUCUUUGCCCGGCCACGGCAACCAUAACUGAAGCCGGAAUCAAAGGUAUCGAGAUCUGCUGGAGCAACCUUUACCAUCACGCAAUAUCACUAUCAUCACCACAGUCGGAAGACGUGGACCACAGUCAGCUCCUGGAUGCCGCGAAAGACAUCAAACGCCAAUGCGAUGAUCUAGCUCUUACCGUCAUCGUCCUCCAACCAUUCGGCCACUACGAAGGACAGCUGGACGACGAGAAACACAAGCAAACGGUGGCGAGGUUCGAGCAAUGGCUGGAGCUCGUCAAGGCUUUAGGCUGCGACGUCAUCCAGAUCCCCAGCAAUCUGAACAAGGAAGGGACUACAGGCGAUAUGGACAAGAUUGUCGCAGACCUGGUCGAGGUAGCAGAUCUGGCAGCCAAGCAAGACCCUCCGGUAAAGCUAGCCUACGAGGCGAUAUCAUGGGGCGCACAUGUGGAUCUGUGGGAGCAGAGCUGGCACGUUGUGCAACGAGUUGAUCGGCCGAACUUUGGAUUGUGUCUUGAUACAUACCAUAUAGCAGGGCGAGUAUGGGCGGAUCCCGCUUCCGAGACUGGAAUCAUGCCACGGGCGAAGGAGGAUAUGGUUGAAUCGCUCCUCCGGCUGGUGAAGGAUGUCGAUGUCAAGAAGGUGUUCUACGUACAGCUGUCGGAUGCUGAGAAGUUGGAGAAGCCGCUCGUGGAAGGACAUGAGUUUUAUGACGCUGAUCAGCCGGCGAGGAUGAGCUGGUCGAGAAAUGCGAGACUGUUUCCUUGCGAGGAGGUUUUGGGCGGGUUUUUGCCUGUUCUCUCGGUCACGGAGGCGAUUGUAAACGAGCUUGGGUAUCGAGGGUGGAUUAGUAUGGAGAUAUUCUCGCGGCAUCUUGCUGAGCGGAGUGAGUCUGUGCCGAAGGAAUUUGCUACGAGAGCUAUGAGGUCGUAUCGGAAAGUGAGCGAGUCUUUGGCAUGGGACAGUCUUAAGUAG
Messenger RNA from Saxophila tyrrhenica, 996 nucleotides. RefSeq lists its product as uncharacterized. NCBI's taxonomy places the organism in Eukaryota, Fungi, Ascomycota, Dothideomycetes, Mycosphaerellales, Extremaceae. The coding region runs from base 1 to 996 and encodes 331 amino acids. The transcript has 2 exons. The record is from RefSeq and is a predicted model, not a curated record.